CGGGACCUGCCGUGGGGUGCAAGAGAAGAAAUUCUGUUCGAUCUUUCCAAUGGCAUAUGGACCGUGGUUAAGAAAAUAUCUAUGGUCGUGACGUUUUUGUUAUCGCUGGCCUUAAUGCCGGGCGUGACGCUGGCAGAAGAAUGUACUCUUUAUCAACUGCACGCUUGCUUAGAGUCCCUGCAGUCAGUAACACAAGGAAAUGACUUGACUCUGGUCACAACCCGACCAGAGCUUCUUGCAGUAUGCAGUACUCUUAAGGAAAGCGUCUCUUGUGUCGACGAACAUAUGAAACAUUGUUUCAGUCCAACGCAAAGAAAAGUAUUCAAUCACGUGGUGGCUGGAGCCAGGCAGUUCUUACUUGAACUUUGUGUUUCCGGACCGAUGCAAGAAGCCUAUCUAAAGCAUUCACCGUGUUACAGAAACGUUUCAUUGUCAGAAGAAAAAUGUGCCCCCCUUUACCGUCAUUUGGUUCAAAUUUCGGCGAAUGUUGACGAAAAAAGAAGUGUUGACGAUGGUCUUCGAGAAUCAUGUUGUGCUUUCAAUGAAUUUGUUCACUGCAAGUACGUGCACGUGACGAGAGACUGCGGCCAUGAUGCAACAGCGUUCCUCCAACAGCAUCUGGACAGAAUCUCCAGUCCUUUGAUUCACGAGCAUUGCGCCCACUACACGUAUCCGGCCGACUCGUGCUCUACGUCAGCUUGCACUUUCUUAACAGCACUCUGUCCUCUCACCUCGUUCAUAAUACUGGGUGCUUUGCUGUUCGUCAUAACGUACUCGUUAAAACAACGGUGAGAGAAAAACUAAAUAUAGACUAUUUUCUAUUUUUGCAACUUUUUCGUGUAAAGAGAAGAUUUCUUACGCAUCGGAUGAUGUUCUAUGAGGAAUGCUUUAUCAGACUUCAGAAUGAUGUAUUAUUACAAGCUCAAUGUAAUUCCACAAUCAAUUUGAAAUUAAGUUCGAGUAAAAUGUGAAGUGCAUCAUUUGUAUAUAUUACUGCUGCGUUGUCGUUUAAUCACUGAGCUAUGUAACUAACCAGAGUACAAUCUACUGCUCUAUAAAUAGAGUCCGUUGUUUUCUGUUAAUAUGACAGCUAC
Messenger RNA from Uloborus diversus, 1094 nucleotides. RefSeq lists its product as uncharacterized. The record is from RefSeq and is a predicted model, not a curated record. Bases 82 to 792 code for a protein of 236 amino acids. The transcript is spliced from 5 exons. Lineage: Eukaryota; Metazoa; Arthropoda; Arachnida; Araneae; Uloboridae.